Messenger RNA from Paramecium pentaurelia, 576 nucleotides. The record is from the annotation of a GenBank genome assembly. Lineage: Eukaryota; Ciliophora; Oligohymenophorea; Peniculida; Parameciidae.
AUGUAACAUCCUAGAUCAACUUCUGCUCAUUAUAAUACAUGCAAUUCUUAAUACGGAAAUGGUUGGUUAUUACAUGAAGGGAAACAACAAGUAAAAUUGAAUGAAACAACUGUUCCUACAUAUGCAGAAAUUGUUAGAAGCAUGCAAGUAAUAUCAAAUAUUAUUAUGUGUAUAGGACUUUAGAAGAGCUGAAAAGUUAAUUAAAAAUAAAUUAGUGGCUCAAAAAUUUGGUUUAGAACAAUAAAAGUAAGAGACAGAGGAAGAAAAAUAAAGAAGAAAAAUUGAUAAUAAGGUUCCUCCAAAACCAUUUCCAGUAAGAGAAAGUGAAUAUACAAAACCAGAUUAAGGAAUUAAUGUUGGUAUUUAGAUUUAACUAUUCAAAUAGGAUCACCAAUUUAUGAAACAUCUAAUAUGUAAUAUGGGCAAUUAAACCCAACGAAAUUUGAAUUAAUUGAAAAGUUUUAUCCAAGAGAUGCUAAAUUCACAUAAGGAUUCUUAGGAAAUACAUUUAAAUUUGAUGGUCUUAAUACUAGUGUUGCCUUUUCAAAAACCCAUAAAGCAUUGGAUGAGUACUGA